Molecule: messenger RNA, 2749 nt
Organism: Punica granatum (pomegranate)
Lineage: Eukaryota; Viridiplantae; Streptophyta; Magnoliopsida; Myrtales; Lythraceae
Source: RefSeq, a predicted model, not a curated record
AGUUGCUGACGCUUCCUCUGCACUCUCUCAGUUUCUCUCCCCGGCCGGCCGUCCGUCCGUCAACCUUUGUCGCAUUGUGCCCUCUCAGAAUCUCCUUCUCCGAUGAGUCAUCUUCCCCUCUAUAAGCUCGCUUCUCUACCUCCUUCCAUCCUCUGUACUGGAGCUUCCUCCUCCUCCCCCUCCUCGUCAUGGAUCGGCUCCCAUUUCCCGCCAUUCCUCUCCUGCUCGCACUUCUCUUCGCGACCUCUCACUCUUCGACCGUCGGAGUCGGCUACAUUUCGCGCCUUCUCGAAACUCAGGGCCGCGAACGAGCUCCCGCCGCCGUCCAGGUGGCCGCUGCAAAGGGCGUCCUCCGCCGGCUCCUUCCUUCUCAUCAUUCCAGCUUCGAGUUCGAGAUCAUCUCCAAGGAGGCCUGUGGUGGCGAUUAUUGCUUCGUGAUCGGCAAUCACCCAGCCUAUGGAGGUCGCGGUACUCCUGACAUACUAAUUUCUGGGGUAACUGGGGUGGAAGUUUUGGCUGGUCUGCACUGGUAUCUUAAGCACUGGUGUAGUUCGCACGUAUCUUGGGAUAAAACUGGUGGCAUGCAGCUGCAGUCACUUCCUCAAUCUGGCUUUUUUCCCCGUGUUCAAGAUACUGGCAUUGUGAUACAGAGGCCCGUACCCUGGAACUACUAUCAGAAUGCUGUCACUUCAAGCUAUUCUUUUGCUUGGUGGGACUGGAAAAGAUGGGAAAAGGAAAUUGAUUGGAUGGCUCUCCAAGGUGUCAAUCUGCCAUUAGCAUUCACAGGGCAAGAGGCUAUUUGGCAAAAAGUUUUUAAGAAGUUCAAUAUAAGCACUUCCGAAUUGGAUAAUUUCUUCGGUGGUCCUGCAUUUCUUGCAUGGUCUCGCAUGGGAAAUCUGCAUGGAUGGGGUGGACCACUGCCGCAAACUUGGCUUGAUCAGCAACUCGUUCUGCAAAAGAAGAUACUUGCAAGAAUGUAUGAACUUGGAAUGACGCCAGUGCUUCCUGCCUUUUCUGGUAAUGUCCCUGCUGCACUAAAAGAUAAAUUUCCAUCAGCGAAGAUUAGUCGUUUAGGAAACUGGUUCACAGUGGAGAGUAACCCUCGAUGGUGUUGUACAUACCUUCUCGAUGCAACUGAUCCACUCUUUGUUGAUAUUGGAAGAGCAUUCACUGAGGAACAACUUAAAGAAUAUGGAUGGACUAGCCACAUUUAUAAUUGCGACACUUUUGAUGAGAACACUCCCCCAAUAGAUGACCCAGAAUAUAUAUCUUCGUUAGGCGCUGCAAUAUUCAGUGGAAUGCAAGGCGGUGAUGCUGAUGCUGUCUGGUUAAUGCAGGGCUGGCUGUUCUCAUAUGAUCCAUUCUGGAGACCUCCACAGAUGAAGGCAUUACUGCACUCUGUGCCACUGGGGAGGCUAGUGGUCCUCGAUCUGUUUGCAGAAGUGAAACCAAUAUGGGUUACUUCAGAGCAGUUUUAUGGAGUCCCAUACAUCUGGUGCAUGCUGCACAAUUUUGCUGGAAAUAUCGAGAUGUAUGGUGCUCUAGAUGCAGUAGCAUCUGGGCCUGUUGAAGCUCGUAGAAGUAUAAACUCAACAAUGGUUGGUGUUGGAAUGUCUAUGGAAGGUAUAGAGCAGAAUCCUGUUGUUUACGAUCUCAUGUCUGAAAUGGCUUUUCAGCUUGAUAAAGUUGAUGCCAAGAUGUGGAUCGAUCGAUACUCAGAAAGACGGUAUGGUAGCUCAGUUCCUUCAGUAAAAGAGGCGUGGAAGAUACUUUAUCACACAGUUUACAAUUGCACUGAUGGUGCCUAUGACAAGAACAGAGAUGUAAUCGUGGCAUUUCCUGAUGUCAAUCCAUACUCAAUUUCAGUACCUAAUCGAAGUUAUCACAGACCCUUGUCGAGAUGGGCAAUCCUAAGAGAAAAGUCUGCUUCUUUUGAUCAACCUCACUUGUGGUAUUCAACUUCCGAAGUAAUUCACGCGCUCGAACUCUUUCUUGAAUGUGGCGACAAGCUACAAGAAAGCAGUGCAUACAGAUAUGAUCUGGUUGAUCUGACAAGACAAGCUUUGGCGAAGUAUGCAAAUCAGCUGUUCUUACAGAUCAUAGAGGACUACCAGGUGAAGGAUGCCUAUGGGGUUGCUUUCAAGAGCCAGAAGUUCUUAGACCUCGUUGAUGACAUGGACGAACUUUUGGCUUGCCAUGAGGGAUUCCUCCUCGGACCUUGGUUGGAAAGUGCCAAGCAACUAGCUGAAGAUGAAGAACAGAAAAUACAGUAUGAAUGGAAUGCUAGGACGCAAAUAACAAUGUGGUUCGAUAACACCGAGGAGGAGGCCAGUUUGCUCCGCGACUAUGGUAACAAGUAUUGGAACGGAUUGCUUCGCGACUACUACGGGCCCCGAGCAGCUUUGUAUUUCAAGCAUCUGAUGGAGAGCUUGGAUAAGGGCGUCGAGUUUCGCCUCAAGAAAUGGAGGACAGAGUGGGUGAAGCUCACGAACGACUGGCAAAAUGGUCGGAAUCUGUAUGCCAUCGAGAACAAGCGUAAUGCUCUUUACAUGUCCCGGUGGCUCUAUGAGAAGUAUCUGAGAGCUCCGGGCACAUAUGACCAGUUCGCAGUAGCGGCUGCCAGUUCCUAAAAUAUUAACAGAAAGGGCCGAACGCAUCAAAGCGGGAUGUACAUCGGUCAAUCUGAACUAGAAAUUGCCGUAAUUGUCUUUUUUAAAAAUAAAUAUAUGUAAGUCAUGUCUUUUCUUAA